This is a messenger RNA of Sus scrofa (pig), 8112 nucleotides long. It is a transcript of the gene ASTN1, whose product is annotated as astrotactin 1. Gene Ontology annotation, cellular component: endosome; membrane. The record is from RefSeq and is a predicted model, not a curated record. Gene Ontology annotation, biological process: neuron migration; neuron cell-cell adhesion. Gene Ontology annotation, molecular function: protein binding. NCBI's taxonomy places the organism in Eukaryota, Metazoa, Chordata, Mammalia, Artiodactyla, Suidae.
AUUGCAAAAAGUGUUUUCUUUCUUUUCUUUAAAAAAAAAAAAAAAGUCUGUGCAGGCAGUUAAUAGCCAAGAGCGUGCUCCUGCUGGGGGAUGCAAAGGAGAAAGGCGGCAGCACAGCAACCUGCUGGGGGCUGACCUGAUUCCCUAGAAUCCUCAGCUCUCUUCCUCUUUCCUCCGACGUCCUUCCUUCUCCUUUUCUCCUCUCCCCACCCCCUACCCCCCUUUUCCCUUCCCCAGAUAAGCAGCUCCAGGAAACAAAGAACGCGGGCUCUCCAGGCAUCAGUGCUUAAGCCCAGCACCAGGCAAGCAGCAUCUCGUUCUGGGGACCAGGGCUUUCCCGGCUCCACGUCCCCUCCCCAACCUCCCCCGCCUCCCGCGCUCGCUCGCUCCCUCCCCGCCCGUUGCCUCCCCCACCUUCGCAGCGGCGCUGGGAGGAAGGCGGCCGGGGCUCAAGAUGGCUUUAGCCGGGCUCUGCGCCCUGCUCGCCUGCUGUUGGGGGCCGGCGGCGGUGCUGGCCACGGCCGCCGGCGACGUGGAUCCCUCCAAGGAGCUGGAGUGCAAGCUCAAGAGCAUCACGGUGUCGGCGCUGCCCUUCCUGCGCGAGAACGACCUGAGCAUCAUGCACAGCCCCUCGGCCUCCGAGCCCAAGCUCCUCUUCUCCGUACGCAACGACUUCCCGGGAGAGAUGGUCGUGGUGGACGACCUGGAGAACACCGAGCUGCCCUACUUCGUGCUGGAGAUCUCAGGGAACACGGAGGACAUCCCUCUGGUGCGCUGGCGGCAGCAGUGGCUGGAGAAUGGCACUUUGCUUUUCCACAUCCACCACCAGGAUGGUGCCCCCAGCCUCCCUGGACAAGACCCGACCGAAGAACCCCAGCAUGAGUCAGCAGAGGAGGAGCUGAGAAUCCUCCACAUCUCGGUCAUGGGUGGCAUGAUUGCUCUGCUGCUGUCUAUCUUGUGCCUGGUGAUGAUCCUGUACACGCGCCGGCGCUGGUGCAAGCGCCGCCGGGUCCCCCAGCCCCAGAAGAGCGCCAGCGCCGAGGCGGCCAACGAGAUCCACUACAUUCCUUCCGUGCUGAUCGGUGGGCAUGGUCGUGAGAGUCUGCGCAAUGCCCGAGUGCAGGGUCACAACUCCAGCGGCACCCUGAGCAUCCGGGAGACACCCAUCCUGGACGGCUAUGAGUACGACAUCACCGACCUGCGCCACCACCUGCAGAGGGAGUGCAUGAACGGAGGGGAGGACUUCGCCAGCCAGGUCACCCGCACCCUCGACUCCCUGCAGGGCUGCAACGAGAAGGCGGGGAUGGACCUCACACCAGGCAGCGACAACGCCAAGCUGUCGCUGAUGAACAAGUAUAAAGAUAACAUCAUCGCCACCAGCCCCGUGGACGCCAACCACCAGCAGGCCACUUUGCUUUCUCACACCUCCAGUAGCCAGAGAAAGCGGAUCAACAACAAAGCCAGAGCUGGUUCCGCCUUCCUGAACCCUGAGGGGGAUUCUAGCACAGAGGCCGAAAACGACCCCCAGCUGACCUUUUACACUGACCCCUCUCGGAGCCGAAGGCGCAGUAGAGUGGGCUCUCCCCGAAGUCCCGUGAAUAAGACCACCUUGACGUUGAUCAGCAUCACCAGCUGCGUGAUCGGCCUUGUGUGUUCUUCUCACGUCAGCUGUCCUCUCGUCGUCAAAAUCACCUUGCACGUCCCCGAGCACCUGAUCGCUGAUGGGAGCCGCUUCAUCUUGCUGGAGGGGAGCCAGCUGGAUGCCAGUGACUGGUUGAACCCUGCCCAAGUGGUUCUCUUCUCUCAGCAGAACUCCAGUGGGCCCUGGGCCAUGGACCUCUGUGCCCGGCGGCUCCUGGACCCCUGUGAACACCAAUGCGACCCCGAAACUGGUAGGCGGGAGCAUCGGGCAGCGGGGGAAUGCCUCUGCUAUGAAGGUUACAUGAAGGAUCCAGUGCACAAGCAUCUUUGCAUUCGGAACGAGUGGGGAACCAACCAGGGGCCUUGGCCUUACACAAUAUUUCAGCGAGGCUUUGACCUGGUUUUGGGAGAACAGCCUUCUGAUAAAAUAUUCAGAUUCACCUACACCCUGGGCGAGGGCAUGUGGUUGCCUCUCAGCAAGAGCUUUGUGAUUCCACCAGCUGAACUGGCCAUCAACCCAUCAGCAAAGUGUAAGACAGAUAUGACAGUGAUGGAAGAUGCUGUGGAGGUCAGAGAGGAGCUGAUGACCUCGUCCUCCUUCGACAGCCUGGAGGUUCUCUUAGAUUCCUUUGGACCAGUACGAGAUUGCAGCAAGGAUAACGGGGGCUGCAGCAAGAACUUCCGUUGCAUCUCAGAUCGCAAACUGGACUCCACUGGCUGUGUGUGCCCAUCCGGACUCAGCCCCAUGAAGGACAGCUCCGGCUGCUAUGACCGCCACAUCGGGGUGGACUGCUCCGAUGGCUUCAAUGGAGGCUGUGAGCAGCUGUGUCUGCAGCAGAUGGCGCCCUUCCCAGACGAGCCUGCCUUGUACAACAUCCUCAUGUUCUGCGGGUGCAUCGAGGAUUACAAGCUUGGUGUGGAUGGACGUUCUUGCCAGCUCGUCACGGAGACCUGCCCAGAGGGAGGUGACUGUGGGGAAAGCAGAGAGCUUCCCAUGAACCAGACCCUCUUUGGGGAGAUGUUCUUUGGUUACAACAACCAUUCCAAGGAGGUGGCUGCUGGACAGGUACUGAAAGGAACAUUCAGGCAAAACAACUUUGCUCGAGGUUUAGACCAGCAACUGCCAGAUGGUCUUGUGGUGGCCACUGUCCCCUUGGAGAAUCAGUGCCUUGAGGAAAUCUCAGAGCCUACCCCUGACCCUGACUUCCUGACUGGGAUGGUGAACUUCAGUGAGGUGUCCGGAUACCCUGUGCUGCAGCACUGGAAGGUCCGCUCUGUGAUGUACCACAUCAAACUCAACCAAGCGACCGUCUCCCAGGCCCUCAGCAAUGCUCUCCACUCCCUGGAUGGGGCUACAUCUCGAGGGGAUUUUGUAGCCUUGUUGGACCAGUUUGGCAACCAUUACAUCCAAGAAGCUAUCUACGGCUUUGAGGAAUCCUGCUCCAUUUGGUACCCAAACAAGCAGGUCCAGCGGCGACUCUGGCUGGAAUAUGAAGACAUCAGCAAAGGCAACUCCCCAUCUGACGAGUCCGAGGAGCGGGAAAGAGACCCCAAGGUGCUGACGUUCCCAGAAUACAUCGCCAGCCUGUCAGAGUCUGGCACCAAGCGCAUGGCGGCCGGAGUCCGCAUGGAGUGCCAGAGCAAGGGACGAUGCCCCUCGUCCUGCCCCCUGUGUCAUGUGACAUCCAGCCCGGACACCCCUGCCGAGCCAGUUCUGCUGGAGGUGACCAGGGCAGCCCCCAUCUAUGAACUGGUGACCAACAACCAGACCCAGAGGCUCUUGCUGGAGGCCACCAUGAGCUCCCUCUGGUGCUCAGGGACUGGAGAUGUCAUCGAGGACUGGUGUCGAUGUGACUCCACAGCUUUCGGAGCCGACGGACUGCCCACUUGCGCGCCUCUCCCGCAGCCCGUGCUGCGACUCUCCACAGUCCACGAGCCCAGCAGCACCCUCGUGGUCCUGGAGUGGGAGCACUCAGAGCCUCCAAUCGGGGUGCAGAUUGUAGAUUAUCUCAUCCGUCAAGAGAAGGUCACCGACAGGAUGGACCACUCCAAAGUGGAGACUGAAACGGUGCUGAGUUUUGUGGACGACAUCAUCUCCGGAGCGAAGUCGCCUUGCGCGAUGCCCUCUCAGGUCCCGGACAAGCAGCUCACCACCAUCUCUCUGAUCAUUCGAUGCCUGGAACCCGACACCAUCUACAUGUUCACCCUGUGGGGAGUGGACAACACAGGUCGACGCUCCAGGCCAAGUGACGUGAUCGUGAAGACCCCUUGCCCUGUGGUGGACGAUGUCAAAGCCCAAGAAAUAGCAGACAAGAUCUACAAUCUCUUCAAUGGCUAUACCAGUGGGAAGGAGCAGCAGACCGCCUAUAACACGCUUCUGGACCUGGGUUCCCCCACACUACAUCGAGUCCUCUACCACUAUAACCAGCACUACGAGAGUUUUGGGGAGUUCACCUGGCGCUGUGAGGAUGAACUGGGCCCCAGGAAAGCUGGCCUCAUCCUGUCUCAGCUUGGGGAUCUCAGCAGUUGGUGCAAUGGACUCCUUCAGGAACCCAAGAUAAGCUUGAGACGCAGCUCCCUCAAGUACCUGGGCUGCCGCUACAGCGAGAUCAAGCCCUAUGGACUUGACUGGUCAGAGCUCAGCCGGGACCUCAGGAAGACCUGCGAGGAGCAGACCCUGAGCAUUCCGUACAAUGGUUAUGGGGACAGUAAAGACAUCUAGCGCCACGAUCCAGAGAGCGGCCGCCACAGGAGGAAGAGAGGAGGGGACCGUCUGGGUUGGUGUGCGGAUUUUUAAUAUUUUUAAUGGAACAUUGAAACCUCCACAGGCAACAUCAUAGCCAGGGAGAAGGUGAUCCUUGAUCCCUGCAGAAUUUCUUUGGUAUCAUGUUCUCAUCUGCAUGACCAGCUAGCCUUGCUAGCUAGGGCUUCACCAGUUUCUCUUUAGGGGCUUACUUUGGGGCUUGUUUUGCCGUUAAUUUGUUUUGUUCGUUUUUUUUUUUUUCCCCAAGAGGUUCAUUAGAAUGCUCAAGAGUUCUGCCAUGCUUCUCAUGAAAGGGCCAUCAGGUUGGUGCACCUAUGCUGGGUUGCUGCAUUACUUACAGCUGGAGACAGAGAGGAGGCCAGCAAGUUGUUACAGCGGCCCCAGGCCUCAGCCUCACGCGUUCCUGGGGAGGCAUCUCACGCUGGGAGCCUGAGCUCUGCUCUCAGAGAACAAGAACAAAGUCGAGAAGGUGGCCCCUAUGUAGUCUCACAGUUUUCCCCCAGGCCAUCCGAUUGCUGGAAAGGUGAACUCAGCCUCCCUUAUGGGCCCCAGCGGGCCUCCUGGAUUUUUUCGGUCCUCCCUCCACUUUAAGACAAGACUGGAAUUAAAUCUCUCUCUGGAAGAACUCUGCCCACUCCUCCAAUAUGGUUUUUAAGAGACGACAAAAAAUGCUACCCGUCAGAUGCCCCUGCAGGGCUGUCUCGCCUGGAGUCUAGUUAGCAGUCCCUGUUACAGCAAAGAAGUGUACUUUCUUGUUUCAGAAGACUUCUGUGCCUCCAGGGCGAGCUUCUUCAGACCAGCAGUAUUCAUCGCACACGCACAGCUGCGUUCUCUUUAGUGUCCACACCACUUGGAGCGCACGGUUAAGGCCGGGCUGAUGUCUCCUCUGGUCAAGAGGGAUCAAGACCUCCGUGUCAGUGUUUCAGUGUUCUGAAGUCACUGCGCAGCACAAAACACUUCUGUCUGUUCUCCCUUUGCCAAAUUGGCUUAGUUGUGUGGCUAGUUUUGCAGUUCAUUUCUCUACAUGGGGAUGCCACCAUUUGGGCCCCCAUCUAGUUGCCAGAAGUAGCAGAUUCUGUACAGGGGAGCCCCUCACCACAGGUAAGGGCUGGCCCAUGGUUUCUGUCCCACUCCCCCCGCGUUGGCACCGGCAUAAUGGCCGCAGGGCCCUGUGGACCAGCAAAGGCCUUAAGUGUCCCCAUAACCCUCCAAGCCUGAACACACACUUUCAGCCACUCUGCCUUUGACCAGGGCCCUUCUUUUGGAAACACCAGAGAAAAGUCAGGCAGGAGAUGCGGAAUCUGUAAGGCCAGCUGCUGAGCCCUACUGAUUAUUUUCUGGAAGAGUAAUAAUGACAGCUCAUUUAUUGAGUGCUUACUGUGUGCCAGAUGCUGCUCUAAGCACUUUACAUCUCCCUGAGGUCUCACACCACCACCCUGCACCCCCCACCCUGCAAGUGCUAUUCUUGGCUCCAUUUCAGUGAUAGGGAAACUGAGGCAAAGAGCGAUUAGGCAACUUGCCCCCACCCCCCGCCGCCUGGUUUCUCACUUACCGGAGCCACCAUAUGGAUUCAGGCUAUCAGACUCCAGAGCACAGGAUUUUAACCCCUCUCCAUCCUCAGCACUGCUUUCAGUAUUGCCUGGGGGUGGGGGCAGCUCUCCCCGCUGCUCCCUUGCCUCCUUGGCACUGGUUUGUGCGGUGUGCUGGAAGGGCCACACAGCGUGCUCUAACCCACAGCUCGAGUGCCCUUUGGGACCGUAGGUCUGCAGCACCAGCCUGGGAGUGAGCCUGUGGUUAGGCUGCAAGUGCAGGUUGGCCUCACGCUGCAUCUUUCCACAGAAGGCUUUAGAGAGGUCACACUCUGGAAGGCAGGCUCCCAGAGGGCCCCUCAGUUACAGAGCCAGAGGAGCGGGUGCAGGCAGCAGCCCAGGGGACCCCAGCCAAAGGAGCGGGGCCUUGGGGAGAGCUGGUUCUGCUACCCAUUCCUCUGUCUUUGUUCAGGUCUCACGGAAACCCAAGUCCACGCUGCUGCCAACUAGGAGAACCCCUCGCCUGGGGCUACUGCUGCCUUGGGCCAGGGAAGGGGUGGGGAGUGGCAUCAGGGGCAGCAUUCUUUGUCCCUCCUGUGUUACUAACAUAAAAGAGGCUCACACUGUCCUUCUCCCCUCCCCCUCCACUCCGCCAGGUCCUCUACCUCUUGUUCACUUGCUUCAUCUUCCUCUGCUUCUCCUGUCCUGUCCCCUCCUCCUCAGCCCCUUCCUUCCCCUUCAGUGUCCCCUGCACCCUCCACACACCCUACACACUCUGCACAGUAUAUACACAUGCACACGCAUACUACACACUACACAAUAUAGACACGCUACACACAACAUACACACUACAUGGUAUAGGCACUGUAUACACAACACCCACUAUGCAUACAACACACACUACACAGUAUAGAUGCAUACUACACACAAUAAAUACACAACAUACUACAUAGACAUACACUCUACACAGUAUAUACACACACACACACACUACACACACACUACAUGGUAUAGGCACACACUGUAUACACAACACCCACUAUACAUACAACAUACACACUACACGGUAGACACAUACUACACAAAUUACUCAACAUACUACAUAGCAUAGACACACUACACACACUGUACAUAUAACAUACUACACACAAUCUACAUGCUCUACAGAGUAUACACACUACACACUAUACACAUGUGCACAUACUACAUACACUGUACACCUUACAUAGAGUAUACACACAAUAAACACACUGUACACACCCUAUGCAGAGUACACACAUACUACACACACUACAACAUACACACCACAGAUACACUGUACAUGCUCUACACAGUCUAUACACACACUACACAGGCACAACUGUAGGCACACACAUUAUACACACAGACUAUAUGCACACACGCUACACACAGCCAGAUGUACACACUACAGCAUGUACACUUUCUACACAAUAUACACAGCGUACACACACAUGGUGCACACAGUUAUCUACACACAUGCUACACACUCCACACAGAGUAUACACACACUAUAUAUACACAGUACAGACACACAUUAUGUACACAAACUACACACACACACUGUACAACCCCUGUGGCUGGGUCCCAUCUACUUUCAAGUAAAAAAUACGGCCAUUAUGGAGCAGGAAGGAGCAUUAAGAUCCCCUGAGGAACUGACUGGAAGACAUUUGCCCCAGGACAGCACCGUUGGUCACAGCCUGAGGGCACGGCCUCCACUUUGACUGGAGGAAGCCAUUCUGACUAGAAAAGGCAAUGAUGGGCCAGUAUUAAACCUCAACUUCCAAGCUGCCGAACAGGCCUCAGUGAGUCGCUUUGACCCACCAACACUCACCUGCCCCAGGUUCCCACAAGACCGCUGUGUCUCCUCCCGAGUGGACAUGACUCGCCGGAACAGCAUUCGCCCUUUAACUGAAAGUGCAAUCAUUUCUCAUGGAGUUUGGUCCGUUCUUUACUUUUAGUUAAUCACACUUCUUGAUAUUUGAAAAUGUUCUAUUAAAAAAUUGAGUGUGGAAAAAACCCCACUUUGCUACUAGAGAAAGAAGAGAGAGAGUACAAUGCGACCAACUGCAGGUAUAACAGUGUUGUUUAAAAGAAUCAUUGUAUGAUUAUACAAAUGGAAUCAUCAACUAAAUAAUAAAUGAAGCUGUUAGUAAGUGU